ACCUAAUCCAGAAGCGAAACAUACACAAACAUGGCGAUAUUACAAGCAGUCAAGAUGCAGCCCUCUCUUCGCUCUUCGUUAUAUUUAUUAGUCUUCUGGGUUGCUGGAUUUAAUGCGUCGACCCUUCGUCUUCACCCGGAGCAGCGUUACAUGCUGCCGCAGAACAGAGGAUUUUUCACAAUAGAAGCAAAUGAGGAUUUACCGUGGGGAGAUGGAGGAGGCGCCGAGGAUCCGGAGCUGCCUCUGUCCGCUCGGAGCGUCGCUGAAGGCGGGUCGGACUCCGGCGCCUUCCCGCUGCAGCGAAGCCGCCGGAGCGCAGGAGAUUCGCCCAUGCCAAAGGUGUACGGGCAGGCCAACCUGAACGACUCUCAUAACCAGAUGGUGGUCCACUGGGCUGGAGAGAAGAGCAAUGUGAUCGUCGCGUUGGCCCGAGACAGCGCAGGAGCCACCGGGCCCAAAACCAGCUCGGUCUAUGUGUCGUACGACUACGGGACCACCUUCACGCUCGUCUCAGAGAAAUUCCAGCUCUCAGGGGUGAAGUUCAAAGAGGGAGCAAAGCAGGUCAUCUCCCAGUUCUACCACAGUCCUGCAGACAACAGACGGUACCUUUUUGUGGACUCCACCAACAACUACCUGUGGAACACCUUUGACUUCUGUAAGAGUGUGCAAGGCUUCUCUCUGCCCUUCAAACCCACAGACCUGCUGCUCCACAACAGAAGAUCCAACCUGGUGCUGGGCUACGAUGGCUCACACCCGAACAAGCAGCUGUGGAAAUCAGACGACUUUGGGGAGACAUGGGUGUUGAUCCAAGAGCACGUGAAGACCUACUUUUGGGGCGUGGAUCCCUACGACCCCCCGACCACAGUGCUGGUCCAGAGACACGAGCCCCAGGGUGUCUCCACCAUACUGAGCAGCACCGACUUCUUCCAGAGUGAACUGAACCGCCGGGUGAUCCUGGAGCAGGUGGACAGCUUCCAGCUCCGAGAGAAGUACAUGUUUGCUACCACCACUCGGAAACUGUUUGGCAGCCAUGAACCUUCAUCUGUUCAGCUCUGGGUCUCCUACAACCGCCAACCAAUGAAAAAUGCCAGGUUCAUGACCAGACAUCCAAUCACAGAGUACUACAUUGCCGACGCUUCAGAGGACCAGGUGUUUGUGUGUGUGAACCACCUGAACAAUGUCACACACCUUUACAUCUCGGACACACAGGGCCUGUCCUUCUCUCUGUCAUUGGAGAAUGUGCUGUACUACAGUCCGGAGGGCUCUGGCAGCAACACACUGAUCAGGUACUUUGCCAAUGAGCCUUUUGCAGAUCUUCACAGAGUGGAGGGACUGCGAGGAGUCUUCAUCGCCACGCUCAACAACGGCUCGGUCAGCGAGGACAACAUGCGCUCCGUCAUCACGUUUGACAAAGGGGGGACAUGGGAGCUGCUGCAGCCACCCGCUGCAGACAGCCUGGGAGGAUCUGUGGACUGCCAGCUCAGUAAAGGUUGCUCUCUGCACUUGGCUCAGCGCUGGAGUCAGCUGUUCAACAUCCAGCUGAGGAGGAUGCCCAUUCUAUCCAAAGACUCUGCCCCGGGACUCAUCAUGGCCACAGGAUCUGUAGGCAGGAACUUGGCCAACAAGCCCAAUGUGUACGUAUCCAGCAGCGCUGGAGCCCGCUGGAAGGAGGCUCUUGCAGGCCCCUACUUCUUCACAUGGGGAGACCACGGUGGCAUCCUGAUGGCCAUCCCACAGGGAGGAGCCACCACACACCUCAAGUUCAGCACUAAUGAAGGCGAGACGUGGACGGACUUCAAGUUCUCCGACAGGGAGGUGUUUGUGUACCAGCUGCUGACUGAACCCGGGGAGAAGAGCACCAUCUUCACCAUCUUUGGCUCCUACGCUGACCAGAGACACAGCUGGCUCAUCCUGCAGGUCAACACCUCCGACGUCCUGGGUGUGCCGUGUUCAGAGGCCGACUACAAGCGCUGGUCUCCGUCAGACGAGCACGGUAACGACUGUCUGCUGGGCAGAGAGAUAACGUUUAAGAGACGAGCUCCUCACGCUACGUGUUUUAACGGAGAGGACUUCGACCGGCCAGUCACCAUCUCUAACUGCUCCUGCACCCGGCAGGACUACGAGUGUGACUACGGCUUCAAGCUGAGUGAAGACUUGUCUCUGCAGGUGUGUGUGCCUGACCCUGAGUUUGUAGGUGACCUGUACGCUCCUCCAGUGCCGUGUCCUGUCGGCACCACGUACCGCCGCAGCAAAGGCUACAGGAAGGUACCGGGUGACAGCUGCAGUGGAGGAGAUGUGGAGUCCAGACUGGACGGAGAGAUGCUGCCGUGUCCAGUCGGAGAGAGUAACGAGUUCAUCCUGUACGCGGUGAGGAACUCCAUCCAUCGAUACGACCUGGCCACAGGAGCAGACCAAGUCCUGCCUCUGGCCGGACUCAGAGAGGCCGUGGCUCUGGACUUUGACUACGACAGGAACUGCCUGUACUGGGCUGACAUCUCUCUGGACACCAUACAACGCCUGUGUCUGAACGGCAGCACGGGUCAGGAGGUCGUCGUCAGGAAAGAUCUGCAGAACGUGGAAGCUCUUACCUUUGAUCCCGUCAGCAGGCUGCUGUACUGGGUCGAUGCUGGAGCGCAGAAGAUUGAGGUGUCUAACCCUGACGGCGACCUGCGUCACACUCUGCUCAACUCGUCCGUCCUGGAGCAUCCCAGAGCUCUGGUUCUGCUGCCUGGAGAGAGUCUGAUGUUCUGGACCGACUGGGGAGACCGAGCAGCCGGCAUUUACCGGAGCUACAUGGACGGAUUCAAUGUGUCCUGCAUCGUGUCUGAAGGCGUCCGCUGGCCCAACGGGAUCACGGCCGACGACCACUGGCUGUACUGGACCGAGGCGUACAGCGACCGCAUUGAGAGAGCUGACUUCAUGGGGGGCCAGAGGAGCGUUCUGAUGGAGGGGCUGCCCCACCCGUACGCCAUCGCUGUCUUUAAAAAUGACCUGUACUGGGACGACUGGUCCAGAAUGGGAAUCUUCAAAGCUCCUAAAGCCGGCUCCCAGAGCAACGAGCAGAUCGUCGGCAGACUAACCGGAGUCAUGGACCUCAAGAUCUUCUAUAAAGGGAAGAACAGAGGUCAUAACGCCUGUGUGGACCAGCCGUGCAGUCUGCUGUGUCUGCCUCAGCCCGGACAUCGACACACCUGCGUCUGCCCAGACGGAGCCCCGACUUUAACAAUGCCCGAUGGAGAGCUGCAGUGCCAGUGUCCCAGCGGCUACCAGCUCCAGAAUAACACCUGCGUGAAGACCGAGCACAGCUGUUUGCCCAACCAGUACCGCUGCUCUAACGGCCGCUGCAUCAGCAGCAUCUGGAAGUGCGACAGCGACAAUGACUGUGGAGACAUGAGUGAUGAACAAGAGUGUCCCACUACGACCUGUGACCCAUCAAACCAGUUCCGCUGCAUAGCCUCAGGGUCCUGCAUCCCUCUGGCCUUCAAGUGUGACCACGAAGAUGACUGUGGAGACAACAGUGAUGAAGAGCACUGUGAGUCUCACCAGUGUGGCCCAGGAGAGUUCACGUGUGCACGAGGUGUUUGUAUCCGUGAGGCGUGGCGCUGUGAUGGAGACAACGACUGCAGAGACUGGUCUGAUGAGGCCAACUGUACAGUGGGCCACCAUACAUGUGAGGCCAGCAGCUUCCAGUGUCACACGGGUCACUGUAUACCACAGCGCUGGGUGUGUGAUGGUGAUGACGACUGCCAGGACGACUCUGAUGAGGAUCCCCAACAUUGUAAAGGAACUCGCUGUAACGGCUUUCUCUGCUCCAAUCACACCUGCCUUCCUGCCACUGCUCACUGCAACGGCAUCCAGGAGUGUCCAGAUGGUGCUGACGAGCACAAUUGUGACCCGCUGUGUACCCGCUACAUGGAGUUUGUGUGUAAGAACAGAGCUCAGUGUCUGUUCCAGUCUCUGGUUUGUGACGGGAUCAAACACUGUGAGGACGGAUCUGAUGAGGACGCAGCCUACGCUGGAUGUGCCACGCCCUCUGAGUUUGGUAAAGUGUGUGACGCCUACACCUUCCAGUGUGCCAACGGAGUGUGUGUGAGUCUGGAGUGGAAAUGUGACGGCAUGGACGACUGUGGCGAUUACUCUGAUGAAGCCAACUGUGCUGCUCCCACGGAGGUCCCCGGCUGCUCCAGGUAUUUUCAGUACGAGUGCAGAAACGGACGCUGUAUUCCAACAUGGUGGAAGUGUGACGGAGAGAACGACUGUGGGGACUGGUCGGACGAGGCCCAGUGUACAGGUGGCGUUACUCCUCACACUGUAGCCCCUGGCCCCUCCACAUGUGCCCCUAACCGCUUCCACUGUGGCUCUGGAGCCUGCAUCAUCAACACGUGGGUGUGUGACGGCUACGCUGACUGUCCUGACGGCAGCGACGAGCUGGGAUGUCCCACAGCAGCUAACGGCUCUGUGACGGUCGCUCCAGCACCCACCCAUCCCGCUCCUCCCCCGCCCUCCCCCAGCCGGUGCAGUAAGGGUCAGUUCCAGUGUCGCAGACCCCCCCUCUGCAUCCCCGACUGGCAGCGCUGUGACGGUCAGAUCCACUGUCAGGACCGCUCUGAUGAAGCCCAAUGCCCCACUCGUGGUCCUCUGUCUUGUGUUAACGGGACUCGCUGCUCUGAUGGAGAGGCCUGCGUGCUGGACGGUGAGAGGUGUGACGGUUUCCUGGACUGCUCCGACCACAGUGACGAGGACAACUGCACCCUCGAUUCUCUGGCUUAUAAAGUCCAGAACCUCCAGUGGACACGAGACUUCCUGGGUGCCAUCACCUUGACCUGGUCUCGCCCCAAAAGCCUUCCUCUAGACUCCUGUUACUUCCUGGUUUACUACAGGCUGGUGGGCACCCAGCAGUGGACCAUCAUGGACACCCACAGCAACAAGACCAUCUACCAGCUGACGGUGUUGAAACCGGACACCACCUACCAAGUCAAGGUGCUCACUCAGUGUCUCAGCAAGCUGCACAAGACCAACGAGAUGAUCACAGUCAGGACGCCUGAGGGAUUGCCCGACCCGCCCAGGAACCUGCAGCUGUCCUGUGAUAACGACGAGGACGGGAAGGUGCAAGUGUCCUGGAGUCCUCCUGACAAAGGACACGGCCUCAUCAGAGAGUACAUCGUUGAGUACAGUGAGCGAGGGGGUCUUGAAUGGACGUCACAGAGGUGCACCACCACCAACACUGAAGUUAAAGAGCUGCAGCCGGACACUAUGUACAGGUUCAGGGUGGCAGCAGUGACGAGUCGAGGUGUUGGAAACUGGAGCGAAGUGAAAUCUAUCACGCCUAAAAAAGCUCUGCCUCCGCCCUCUGUGAUCACCGACACUGUCACCAACGACUCGCUGAGCUUCUCAUUCAGCUUCAACUCUCAGUACGAGGUCAAACAGUACAUUGUGAUUCUAUCAUGGCAGUUUGACUCCCAUGUCAAGGAGAACAAGAACUACACCGUCACUGAGAGGAUCCUCAGAGCUACAAACCUGACAGAAGGGACGGUGUACGAGGUGGCCGUGUGGGCUCACACCAGUAUAGGAGACAGUCCCACUGCUCUGUCCCAUCACCAGACCAGCGGCACCCAGCCAGACCGGCCCCAUUUCAAAGCCCGGGCCCUCAACCAGACCGCUGUGGACUGCAGCUGGAACAUGACCGGACCCCUUCCUCAGGUGUACGGUGUGUUUUAUGCCACCUCCUUCCUGGAUCUGUACCGAAGUCCUCGUCAGCUCAGCACCUCGUCUCCCAGUCUGACGGUCACAGUGGACAGUGAUGAGCAGUAUCUGUUCCUGGUGCGCGUCGUCUCCCCCUUCUUGGGUCCUCCCUCUGAGUACGCCGUGGUGAAAAUGAUCCCCAACGAGAGGCUGCCUCCCAGAAACCUGCAUCGAGUCAGAGUGGACAAGACACAAGCCACGCUGAAGUGGCAGCCGCCAUACGACACUCCCAACGCACCUCUGACGUACGCGAUCCAUGUGCGGGACGGGAUCCGUAAAGUGGAGCGCGACUACAAGCUGACCACGCAGAACAACACGGUGGAGUAUCUUCUGAAAGGCCUUGAGCCCGGAGGACGAUACAGCAUCUCUGUCCGCCUGAGAAACAUGAGCAAGGAGGCCAGCUUCACUCUCAGCACAGUUCCCCUUCCGGCUCCCGAGGCUCUGAAGAUCCUGACUGAGAACGACCAUGUGUUCCUGUUCUGGAAGAGUCUCGCUGUCCGAGAAAAGGGCUUCAACGAGAGCAGGGGGUAUGAGGUGCAUGUUUACGACAGUGUGACCAACCAGACGUCCAUCCUGGGAAACACCACAGAGACAUAUUUCAGAAUCAGCAGCCUGCUGCUCGGACACAACUACACCUUCUCCGUGCAGGCGCGCUGUCUGCUCAGCGGUCAACUGUGCGGAGAGCCUGCACUCCUGCUUUAUAACCAGCUGGCAGCAGGGGCGAGUGAUGGCUCCCGCGCCGACAGCCACUCAGGGGACAUGGCGGCCGUGGUGGUUCCCGUCCUCUUCCUGUUGCUCCUGGGAGUGUGUGGCGGCUUGGUGGCGCUCUACCUCCGACACCGCAGGCUGCAGAACAACUUCACCGCCUUCGCAAAUUCGCAUUACAACUCCCGCCUGGGCUCAGCCAUCUUCUCCUCUGGGGACGAACUGGGUGAUGAUGAUGAGGAUGCUCCCAUGAUCAGCGGCUUCUCGGACGAUGUUCCCAUGGUCAUCGCGUAGCACCACAUCCCUCCCUUACCAGUUUUCUCUUUCCUUCUCCCCCUUUUCUCUUCUUCCUCCCCCCCUUCACUCCCCCCGUUUCUUCCAGUCAAAUGGUACGGUACACAGUGGAAAAGGUCGAAAAAACUUUGCCGCCAUCCCAAAAAUCCGUCGAUAGGAAGCCAUCCCGAUUAGCAGGAAACAUGAAGAAAAAUGGAAAAGUGUAAAGAGAGAAAGAGAUAUUUUUCAAAUAUACAAUGCACUUUUUUUGGAUGCGCAAUAACUUAUUUUUUAUAUUGUUAAAUAUAUAUAUAUAUAUAUAUAUAUAUAUAUAGUAUAUAUAUAUAUGGGGUCGAAUGAGGACUGUCAGGAAGAGGUGAACACUGAAGAAACUGUGAAGGAUUUGAGUUUGUGGAGCUCGCCCAGGGAAAGAGAGACCCUAUUUGUAAAGCAAACUCACCAUCCAUAGGAGGGGUUCAUUGCUUAAAGCCAAAAUCAGCAUCCAGAGACUGUAAUAUAGAAUGCAAAAAAAAAACAACACACACCAUGAGAAAAAAAAAAAGAGAAUAAGACAACAUGCUGUAUACUAUAUGUACAAAAAGAAGAUGGAGGAGUAUCAGUUAUGUUUCGUGUUCAUAGUACAGUAGUAAUAUAGCAGUAUGUAACGUUGGUGUCAUGUAAGAAGCAGUUUGAUUAGUUAAAGAGGAACUCUGUCGUUUUAUCCUGGGCACUAUCUUCUGGUGGUUUUUAGGGGCUAAAUGACUUUUUGAAAUUGAUUCAGUAGAUGACGUCAGCCAGUAGUAUUGAAAACAGGAAGUAAGGCUGCAAAGAAAUAUUUCAAAAAAGCUCCAAUCAAAGUGCUUGUUUUUGUCGCUGACAGUAACAGAAAUAGUCCCUACAGACUCUUUUUCUGAAUGAGUAAGAUGAUUUCCCUGUAAUGAGACACCUCUGUCGUAUCUCUCCCUUUAGAGCCAGACGAGUUCAUGGACAAACACAGUACGUUUACUUCACAGGACACAGGAGGUAGUGGUCUGCCUCGGCCUCUGCCUCAGUCUCUGUUUUUGAUUUGUUGUGUGAUCUUGCUUCUUUGAAAGGGUUGGCUUUAAUUUAACAAAACAGAAUGAUACAAACUUACAAACUGUGCCAGCAGUAAACCUGAACUCUUUAAGUCUAUGUUUUUUUUGUGAAAUGUUGUCAGACACUUAUAAAAACAAUCUGAGCCUGCAAGUGCUCAAAGCUAAAACCUUUAGUGAGUGUUACCUUCAGCUCUUAAAGCCCACUUUGCAGCUGCUGGCUAAGUCAAUGUACAAGAACAGUUCCAAACAUUUCGGUACAUAUUUGUCAUUUACCCCUCAAAUCUAUUAAAAUAGUGACCAGAAAAAAAAAACAACAGACCUCCUCUUUAACAGCGGAUCAUUUGAAAUCAUUCACAUCUUUUGAGUUCUUCGUCUCUGUGAAUGAUCACCAGUCCAGAAACUGUUGAUUCAUGUAAAUUCAUCAACUAAAGACUCAUGACACCCAGCAGCUCAGUGUCUGCUUCGACCAGUGGCACCGUGUAGUGUCCUUAUAGAUACACCUUUAUUUUCUCACCACCAGCACACUGUUGUACGUCUGUAUGUAGAGAAAACACGCGUACCAUGAUGAAAGAAUAAUCAUGGCUUUUAGGUGGGAAAGACUCCCCAUCAGAAAUAUUUGUAAAUAUUGGCUUUUAAUGUGUCCUCUCCUUGUAAUGCUGCACCAUAUUAUUCUGUCAAAUGUGUUCUUUUUUUUUUUCUCUCGAAUUGUUCAGGACCACACAUUAUUUUGUCCCCCUGCGUAUUGCCAUAGCUGUAGUCAUAGAGGAAGUGGGUUCUCAGGGAACUGUGUCGGAGUGGACACCCGCGCAGCAUCACCAUCAGCAUCAUGGCUCAGGCAGCACUGUCCAUCUACUGAUGAAGAGGUACAGAAACAUGGUGGAGGUACUGGAUCGGCUGUGGGUGGAAUGACGGGGCAGACGCAGAUUAUUGUCAGGGGGGAGUUGAUGAGAGAGUCAGGAUUUAGAUAAGAGUUAACUCAAACAAACCUUUUUGCUCACUUUUAACUGAGCUUUAGUGUAAAGUCAGGUGUGAGAAUCCAACAGCAACACGCCUUUCCACAAACGGUUUGCUAGCAGCUUGGUCAAAUAAAGGUUAAAUAUGCAAGUUAGCUUACCAAAACAGACCACUCCUGAUCUCUUUGGAGGAGCAGAAUUUGUUUUAACAAGGUAAAUAAGUUGAAUUCAGGUUCCAGACAAGUAGAUUUUUUUUUUCUUAGAGCUGUGAGGAGUUUUGAACUGGUUAUGAAAAACACUGAAAUUCAUGCUGAUGUUGAUGAUGAAAAUCAUACAAAACCAUCAGCAACAAGACUGAUACUUUCUUUAUAGUCAUUUUGAAUGCUUGUAGCCACUGCUGCCAAGGGGUCGGUGUCAGACGAGGUGAUUAACAACACGCUGCGGAAACAGACUUUCAUUAUAUUUUCUAAAGAUUCCCAGGGACUGACAUGUUUGACUGUUCAAAGAUACCAGGAGGAGAUUUUUCAUCACAGAACACCUCUUACAAAUGGACAGGACACGAUCAGCUAAGUGAUAAGAGGUGUUGCUCUGUCCACAGGGGGGCGCCACAAUCCAUACAAACUGGAUGUUCCUUAAAUUUUUCGCAGCAAAGGGAGAAUCUUUUGUCAAACUUAACGUCAAGGUUUCUCUUUUCAGUCACAUCUAACAAAGGAAAGCAGAAAGCACUGUCACUGUUGGGCAGCUUUGCUGUGAAUCAAACGAAAUGAUUGCCAGACCCCGUUGAAUGGCAAUUUCCAUUAAAGCUUUUUAUGAGGAAGUUUCCAUGUGUGCUGAUUUUGGCGCCCCCCUGUGGACAAAGCAGUGCAUCUUAUCUCUUUGCUGAUUUUGUCCUGUUCACGUUACAAAAAAAUUCUUCUUUAACAAUCAAAUGUAUCUCAUGGAGAAUAUUUACCAGCAAAAAAUGUCAGCUAAGGCUGUGUAUGCAUUGUUCACUUUGUCUGACACGCACCACACAGCACGGGCUUCAAACAUUAAUAAUUACAGUGAAGAAGUAACACAGUCUUAAUGCUGAUGGUCAUGCUCUCAUGUUUCAUAACCUGCUCCUCACAGGAGCUCUAAAGUGAAUAUCAUUUAGUCCAAGUUGUAGCUGGUGUUAGAAAUGAUGAUGUGACCUGGCUUUAAAGGACGCUGUUUCUGGAAAAAUUUGAUUUUUUAUUUUUUUUUGCUUUGAGUGUCCGUUACUGCAUGGAGCGACACUCCUCAAAGUACAUAAUGUGAGAGAACAUGAUUUUUAUUUGUUUUGUUUCUUAUUCAAAUGUGCCAUUAGUUGGUCUUUGCUCAGUAGGAGGACAGAGAUGAUAACCUGUGAGGGAGGGGUUUUGUCUCUUUUGAUGUGAUGAAUCUCACUGUUGCACGCCCAUAAACUGAUCAACUCAAAGACGUUUUAUUGAGUCAUGCUUCUGUUCGGCCCCCUGCCCAUAUAGUGUAGUCUUAUCACCUGAUAUUUGUGGUCUGCCUCUCAGCUUGAGCCAUUUGAACUGAUGGUGUUCUGCUUUUUAAUGACCUUGUUCUUUGUUUUGUUUGUAAAAAAAAAAAAUGUCUCCAUGAAUGUAUUUUGUAUCUUUUUAUGGUACUGUCCCAGCUCAUGAUGCUAGCAUCACCACCUGUGAAGUCAAUGCACUCUCUCUGCUUCUAGCCCCCCUGUUUUUCUUUUGGUUGUUUCUCUGUGGGCUGGCUUCUGCAGACAAAUCUCAGCUGUUACAACCCAAACCCUCUUUUACUCACCCAGAGCAACAAACCAUUCUUUGUCUGAUUUUUUGUGUUCAUAAAUUUUCAUUGCCAGAUCUUUAACCGGUGUCUGUACAGAGUUUUAAGGUUUCCUCAAGACGUCACUUUGAUUUCACGCAGCUUCUCAUUUUGUACUUUGUUCUGUUUUCUUGCCUUAAAAAACAGAAUUUGUGGCAUUAACGGUUUUUUUUUUGUUUGUUUUUUUUGGCUCUGUGGAGAUUCUGAUUAUUUUGUUUAGCCACAUAAUGCCUUAUUAAAAAAACAUUGGGUUUCUAUGUGAUGACAUGUUUGUAGAGCUAAUGUUACUUUCAUUAUCGGUAGAUGUGCCAAUUUUCGUCACAAUCCAUGGAUUCAUUUUUGAGUACAUAAAAUGUAAAAAAAAAAGAAAAAGUGUACUCCUUUUAAACAAUUUCCCAGAGCUCAACGUUAUGUUUUCAAACUUCUCUGUUUGUCAAAACUCCCAGAAAUCUUUAUUUAUGCUCUUUAAAGACAAAGUAAAGCAGCAAAUCUUCUCGUGUAAGAAGCUGGAACCGAUAUGACAUAUUUUCCCCACAGGAAGUUACUGAAACAGCAAAUUGACUAAAUAAUGUUUGCAAUUAAUUUUCUUUGAAUCGAUUAAGUGAAAAUCAUUGCAGCUUUGUUUGUAUGAUAAUACACGAGUGCACACACAUGCAUGCACACACACUCACACACACAGCCUGCACACGAGGCUCAGGAGGCUGAAGAGGAAGUUCCUUUUAGGGCAUUUGGUUGAUUUUGUCAGAUCACUGCACCUUCCUGCAUCGGCUGCUAUAAGCCAGCCGCUAAGUCUCUCUUUUUAGUCCGCUUUUACACAUGUACAAAGUUCAGUCAUUGGUUCUUAAAUGACUGUUUUGCUCCCCACUUGUCUUAAUGUUGCCUCUUAAUGUCAAAUAGUUUGCUUUAAAAAAAAUGUCGUUGGGCACAGAGUUUGAUCAUGUUGAACUUGGCCAUGUUUGGAGAUGUUAAUGUCUUGCUUGCUUAUCUCAGAGGUUGCAGGAACAAUGUGAUGUUUGGAGAAACAGUGUGAGGUGUUUUAAAAACCACUUAUACUGAAAUAAACUUUAUGAAAAUCAAA
Molecule: messenger RNA, 11633 nt
Organism: Labrus mixtus (cuckoo wrasse)
Lineage: Eukaryota; Metazoa; Chordata; Actinopteri; Labriformes; Labridae
Gene: sorl1
Product: sortilin-related receptor, L(DLR class) A repeats containing
Exons: 48
Coding region: 31-6741 (2236 amino acids)
Biological process (GO): protein retention in Golgi apparatus; post-Golgi vesicle-mediated transport; protein targeting to lysosome
Cellular component (GO): membrane; Golgi apparatus
Molecular function (GO): protein binding
Source: RefSeq, a predicted model, not a curated record